This is a messenger RNA of Dendroctonus ponderosae (mountain pine beetle), 1607 nucleotides long. RefSeq names its product protein trapped in endoderm-1. Bases 146 to 1153 code for a protein of 335 amino acids. Gene Ontology annotation, molecular function: G protein-coupled receptor activity. The transcript has 5 exons. Gene Ontology annotation, biological process: G protein-coupled receptor signaling pathway. NCBI's taxonomy places the organism in Eukaryota, Metazoa, Arthropoda, Insecta, Coleoptera, Curculionidae. The record is from RefSeq and is a predicted model, not a curated record. Gene Ontology annotation, cellular component: membrane.
UAUAGUCUGCUUAUAAUGCGGCCAACAUCGGACGCGUGUAGAGCUGCAAUUCAAACGCGAUCACACUUUUCGAUAACUCGCAAUUUGCGCCGUUUUCUACAUAUGACGACGGGUUUGAACUUGUUUGAACACGGAACCAAAGAACAUGUUUGACGGUGAACCCGUGAAAUAUCCCAGAGCGACCACGGUGGUUGCAGCAGUUUGCGCGAUUGUUUUUUGUAUUGUUGGGGUGGUUGGAAACUUUGUCACUAUCAUAGCGCUGUUUCGAUGUCCCAAGCUCAAAUCGCAUGCUACAACUGCAUUCGUGAUAUCACUAUGUGCAUCCGACUUCCUUUUUUGUGCCGUCAACUUACCCCUUACCGCCGUUAGGUACAUCUCUGAAAGUUGGAUACUUGGAGACGCCCUUUGCAAAUUAUUUCCUGUGCUCUUCUAUGGAAAUGUUGCUGUUUCUGUUUUGAACAUGGUGGCCAUCACGUUAAAUAGAUACGUCCUGAUCACGCUAUACGAUUACUACACCAAAUUUUACUCGAAGUUAUCCAUUUGCUUGCAGCUGCUUUGUACCUGGGGCAUAGCAUUUCUCAUAAUGAUUCCGCCCCUGACUGGAAUAUGGGGUCAACUGGGCUUAGACCGAUCGACGUUUUCCUGUACCAUUUUAGAAAAAGACGGAAAGUCCCCUAAGAAAGCUAUAUUUAUAUUUGGAUUUGGCUUUCCCUGUCUUGUGAUCAUCAUAGCUUAUUCCUGCAUUUACUGGACUGUUCGCAAUUCGAAAUUGAGACUUAGAUCUCAUGAAUCAAUGCCACCUCAGCGAACAUCAAAACGCGAGCGGGAUGACAAUCGGCUUACACGAUUAAUGGCGUUAAUAUUUUUUUGUUUUUUGAUUUGUUUCCUACCCUUGAUGUUAGCUAACGUUGUGGACGACAAGGUGUCCAUUCCCGAACUGCAUGUAUUUUCAUCCAUUCUCACAUGGGCUUCUUCCGUCAUUAAUCCAUUCAUAUAUGCUGCGACUAACAAACAAUAUCGGUCAGCUUAUAAGAAGCUACUUUCCAUUGUCAGGUCCAGCUAUACAAGUGGGCCUGACUCAAUGCAUUCCAAACAAGACAAACUACAGAGUGUCAGCUAUAGGCACAAGGGUAGCAGUAGUGCCAUUGUUUAAACGAGAUUAACUAUCACAGUUUAAACUUUAAGGAUAUAUUUAUUUUUGUGUGAGUGGAAAGUCUGAAGCAAUACCGUUGUGUUGCGGAGGAAGUUUUUGCAAAUUUUGUGCCAUAUUUGUUCAUAAAUAAGUUUUAGCUUUUAUGUCAGGGUCUACAAAGACUGGCAAUUUUGGCUUUUCCGCCUCUCAUAAUUAAUAUUGUUGAUAUUAUUUAUGUGUGAACCCUAGCUAAUAUAUUUAGGAUAUUUUAUAACAAUCCUAGUUCUACGAGAAGUGAUUAAGACUGACUAUGGGUGUACACAGUACGCCCUGCCAUUAAUUAUGACCAUGUGAUAUCCACAAUAAAAAUACUGUUGAUGCCAAAUUCUACGUAGGAAUAUGAGAUUUUAUCUAUGUUACAAAGUUUUCUAUAGAAACACGAUGUAUUUAAUAGAUUACGUAUUUACAACUUGUA